Messenger RNA from Drosophila melanogaster (fruit fly), 1406 nucleotides. It is a transcript of the gene Peritrophin-A, whose product is annotated as peritrophin A. Gene Ontology annotation, molecular function: chitin binding. NCBI's taxonomy places the organism in Eukaryota, Metazoa, Arthropoda, Insecta, Diptera, Drosophilidae. Gene Ontology annotation, cellular component: extracellular region. The record is from RefSeq and is marked reviewed. The transcript has 4 exons. The coding region runs from base 127 to 600 and encodes 157 amino acids.
CUUUUCAGUUGAGUUUGGAACGCGUAACCGUUAAAACGUACAAUCUUGGAGCGGAAGUUUCAAGUUUCUCCAUUCCACUUUUUGCGCGCAUUUGAAUAUAUAUAUAUUUUUUUUACGGCACCAAACAUGCAGCGAUUCCAAGUGUGCAGCGUCCUGAUCCUGGCCUGGAUUGCCUGUGGACAUGCCCUGGCCGUGGGAUCCCCGGAGUGCCCCGAGAAGUACGGCGUGCAGGCGUACGCCCACACGGAGAACUGCGACCAGUUCUUCCUCUGCACCAACGGCACCCUGACCCUGGAGACCUGCGAGAACGGACUGCUCUUCGAUGGCAAGGGCGCGGUGCACAACCACUGCAACUACAACUGGGCGGUGGACUGCAAGGGCCGCCAGUGGGAUCCCACUCCCAUUUCCACGCCGGCCUGCGAGUACCAGUUCGGUCUGUACGCUGUCUCCAAGGACUGCUCCACCACCUACAUCAAGUGCGCCCACGGUGAGCCGCACGAGCAGGACUGCGACGCCGGGUUGGCCUACGACGAAAGGAUCCAUGGCUGCAACUGGCCGGAUCAGCUGCUGGAGCACUGCAAUCCCGAGGGUGAGAUCUAAAGCAAAAGCUGACUACUGGACACUUAUGGACACAUCAAGUUAGACUUGCAAGCGAUUUCCAUUCGGUGCUCCAUUCCAUUCCCCUUUUCGUUCCUAACAGUUGCACAGUGUGUAUUCACGUACAAAUUUGUAAUAACUCGAACUAUUCCAGCGGUCGUUGGCUUCAAGUGCCCCACCAAGGUGGACCCCAACUCGGUGGCCGCUCGCUUCUGGCCCUUCCCCCGGUUCCCCGUCGCCGGCGACUGCCACCGCCUGAUCACUUGCGUGGAGGGCCAUCCGCGCCUGAUCAGCUGCGGCGAGGACAAGGUCUUCGACGAGCACACGCUGACCUGCGAGGACCCGGAGUACGCCAGCGGCAGCUGUGCCAACUACGGCAAGUAGGGAUCGCCGAGCGAUCUGUACAUGCACACGAACAAACAAACUGCAACAGUGCAAUCUCGAUAAUGUGAACGUUCAAAUUAAAGGAGAUACAUAUGUACAUAUGUAUGUACUUGCUGGCUGCAAAUUUGGAGUUAUGUUGUUUUGCAGACAACCCCCCCCUCCUAGGUUUACACUGGUUCGCUGCUUCGAGUGCGCACUGUAGGCUCCGACUAACCAACUACUUUCGUCCCUUCAUCUCCGCACCUUCGCUGCACUGUAAAAAAUGUCCUAGCCCAGUUAGCUUGUUAACCUUUUUGCUUUCUAACCAACCAACCGUCUGUAUCUUGCUCUUCUUUCUGUAUUAUUAACUUGUUUUGUUGUUUGGUCUCUUUUGUAUAUGAAUCGCAAUAAAGUUAAUUUUAUUUAUUGUACAUUACAUCAAGGCG